This is a messenger RNA of Mytilus californianus (California mussel), 3645 nucleotides long. RefSeq lists its product as uncharacterized. The record is from RefSeq and is a predicted model, not a curated record. The transcript is spliced from 2 exons. NCBI's taxonomy places the organism in Eukaryota, Metazoa, Mollusca, Bivalvia, Mytilida, Mytilidae. The coding region runs from base 555 to 1718 and encodes 387 amino acids.
CCCAGAAAAAGAAGAAAGUCAUCAGUUUGUCAAAGAAGAAAGUACUAUUUUGAUAAUUGGAAGAAACCAAAACUCGAUAUUGUUUCUGGCUUGACCCUUGCACCAGUAGAUAAAAUAAUGAAUGAGAUUUUAGCUGAAGUUGAACAUGUUGAAAGUGAAGGUGAAAUUGAUAAUGUUAUAAGUGUAGAUAAUAGUCAGUGUGAAGAAUUUAAACAACUGAACGUUAACAAUUUAAAUCAACAUGUUCGAUGUGAGGUCGAUAAUGAAAAACUAUCUGGCUGGACAGCAGUUGAUAGGAUAAUGAACGAUAUUUUUAUUCAAGCUAAUGAAGGUGAACUGAUCAAUGAAGAAAAUGGUGUGCACAAUGAAGAAGGUGAUGUGGAAAAUAAAGACGGAGAUGUGGACAUUGCAGAAGGUGAUGCAGACAAUAACACAAGUGUAGAAGAAUUAUUGCAUACUAUCUUUGUCAACCAAAAUGUACAGCAUGAGGUCACUGCAGUGGCAACACAGACUGAUUCUCCUUCAUCAGAACUGUAUGAAUUUGAGCAAUUAGUAUGAAAUCAGAACUAAGUGAAAAUUAUAUACUUUAUAAAGAUUCAAAUAGGAUAAACAUAUUGGAGCCUUAUCAUGUUAAAGAUAAAACUGACAUUAAGAUUAAACUCUCAGUGGUUAUUGAUGCCAACUUUCUACCAAGGAUUUUCGUUCACAACAAAGAAAUUGGGAAGGACAAUAACAUUUGGACCGGACUACCCACAGUGUACAACAGCAUAGAUUCUGUGCAAAUACUGCUAGCAAGACUCCGCAUGCUUUUUGUAUGUGUUGGUAAUCCAGAUGAGCAAUUUCAGUACAUUACUCCAGUUGGCUCAGGAAUUAGUGAUGCAUUUACGAAUGAAAUACGCUGUUAUCGUGAAGGUGAUUAUGGUGCCACAAAGUGGGAUACCGGUUACACAUCAACUAUACGUUCCGUCAAAUGCCAAAUGCUUGUUCAGGGUAGUCGUUGCUCGUCUUGUGCAGAAGACCGACGAAUGUUGAGAAAAAGACAACAGAGAGCUGAUGAGAAGAAAAGUACACCACCUGUGACUUUUGUUCAUCGAACAUAUCAACAUAAACACAUGUCCAGAGAAAAUCUAGUGACCAAAAUUGAACAACAAAAAACCGAAAUGAGAACUCUGUCUUCAGAAGUAGAAAAAUUAAAAAGACAACUUCAUAAACAAAUAUUGCAAAAUGGUGUAACUUUCAACAAUCCCAGCGUAGAAAACAUUGAACUGAAAGACCUCAUGUCAACAUGUCAAAAUGACUUUGAACAAGCCUUUCCAAAUCCAAAUAGCCUCCAACGAUUGUUCUGGGAAAAGCAGAUCAAAUACAAUACAGCAGGAAAGAACGGCAUGCGUUGGCAUCCCAUGUUGAUAAGAUGGUGCUUGUUCAUGAGAAGCAAAAGUGCGAAGGCAUAUGAUUCUUUGAGGGACAGUGGUUUUAUAAAGCUACCAAGUACAAGAACACUCUUUGAUUACUCCCAUUAUACAAAGAGUGCUCUGGGUUUCCAACCAGAUGUGAUAAAGAUGUUACAUGAUGAAGCAAGCAAGUUGGCUAUGUAUGAAGACAACCAUAAAAGCUUUGUUGGUAUUUUAUUUGACGAAAUAAAGAUACAGGAGGAUUUAGUGUACGAUAAACACACUGGAGAAUUGAUAGGAUAUUUAUCUGGACUCCAUUGGCAAUGAAAUUCUAAACUUGGAAAAUCUUGUAGGAAACUGUAAAAAAUCUCAACUUGCAAAAUUUAUGUUAGUGAUUAUGGUGAGAGGUGUGACCAGUAACUUGAAAUUUCCCCUAGCUGGGUUCGCUACAAGCAGUAUUACUGCUGCUUUUUAUAUCCUAUCAUUUGGAAGGCCGUUUCAUUGGUAGAAUGUGUGGCAAAGUUAAAAGUUUUAUUUUGUACAUGUGACGGAGCAUCAGCCAACAGACGUUUUUUUCAACUUCACAAGAUAGAUAAUUCUGAGGAACCCGUAUAUUUCACCAUCAACCCACAUGACAACAGCAGGAAUUUGUAUUUUAUAUCAGAUGUCCCCCAUUUAAUUAAAACUGCCAGAAACUGUUUUAGCAACUCCUUCUCCCAUAAAAACACCAGACGACUAUGGAAAAAUGUAAAAGACAUCUCAUGGAUGCACAUUGUGAGACUGUUUGAGGAACACUGUGAGUUGCAACUAUAUAGUCCCUGUCCAAAGUUGACAAGGAGGCACAUUGACCUUACAGCAUUCACCUAUAUGAAGGUAAAUUUGGCCGCUCAAAUUUUAAGUGGUAGUGUGGCCAAUGCCUUAGAACAUUUGUAUGAUGACAGUGUGUCAGAAACUGUUUUGUUUAAUCGAAACUUCAAUAAAUUUUUCGAUUGCCUCAAUGUGAGAAAUUUGUUAGAAGGACGUAACAAAAGGAAUCCUGAUUUGGAACCCUUCACAGGAGGUGAUGAUCCUCGACUAAAUUGGUUAAAAUCAACAUUUUUGGAUUAUUUGAAGGAAUGGAAGCAGUCAAUCAUGCAAAGACCAAACCUGACACUUUCACAGAAAUUAUCUAUGCAACUAAGCGCACAAACUCUAGCCGGUGUAAAAAUCAGUAUAAAUUCUAUAACCGAAUGUGUGAAAUUUAUGUUGGACCAAGGAGCAGAUUUUGUAUUAACUUACAACUUCAACCAGGACCCCCUGGAACAGCAUUUCGGUCACUAUAGACACAAGGGAGGAGCCAAUAACAACCCCAGUGUUUAUGAAGUAAGAAAUACCAUGACACAGUUACGUGCUGAUGGAGCUCAAGCAUUGAAUCCCAAGCGUGGAAAUAUAACCAAUGUUAACAAUAAUGAAAAUGUUAUCGACAACACCAAACUACCACGAAAACGUUAAAUACAGAAUAUCUGAAAUCCAGUAGAGAUUAAGUAAAUGCUGCAAUGUAUAAAUGUAGAGAUCAUUGAAGAAAGACAACAUUUGUUAUGCUUAACAUAAACUUUAAUUGUAAGUCUAUGUAUCUAAAAUUGCAUUUUUUUUUUAAAUUUGAAAUGGCAACUCAUAAUCAUAUACAUAUCAUGUACAAGCACAUUGCAAAUGUGUGAUAACAACAAAGUUUAUGAACAUAUAGUAAUGAAAAGUCAAUAAAUAAGAAUAAGCACUGCGAUAAAUGUAACUGAUGUUUUUAACAUUUCACACAUAUAUAUAUACCCUGAAAUGAUACAGUUAAGUGAUAUGGUUUUCCUUCAAAACCUGUCUUAGGCUCAAAGACUUCUUUGAUGUGACUUUGUCUUUUAUCAUUUUGUUUCUAAUCACUUUGGCAGUAGAAAAACCACGGAUUGUCAGAAAUAGGUGAAUGAUGUCCUCCAAGAUUAAAACGUAGUUGUCAUAGUCAAUACCCACAAAAAUCUGCUCAGAGUAAUAUUUCACCAUAAAUGAUUCCAUAAUCAGUUCUUUUAAUUUAUCAUGUAGCAGGGAUUUAGCAUUUAGUUCUUGGUCUCCUAGAUGCUUCCUUACUACUGUUUCAAAUUCUCUGGUCAACAAAUAAAAGUUGUCAGACGGUAUUAUCAAACCACCUCUGUCUUUCUUCUCUGUCCAUUUGUUAUAUUUGCUUACAAAGGAAUCAGUGGUUGAUGUUGACUUCAGUUGCUCAAUGCAGUUG